This is a messenger RNA of Spodoptera litura, 1443 nucleotides long. The record is from RefSeq and is a predicted model, not a curated record. Lineage: Eukaryota; Metazoa; Arthropoda; Insecta; Lepidoptera; Noctuidae.
AUGUCAAAGGUCAAUUGUUCUAAUGUGGCUUCGUUUUAUUCUGGAAAAUCUGUGUUUAUAACUGGUGGUACUGGAUUUGUUGGUAAGACUUUAAUAGAAAAGUUGCUGUACAGCUGCAGCGGGAUUGACAAAAUUUAUGUCCUAGUACGUGAUAAGUAUGGGAAACAAGCCAGUGAACGACUCGCUCGUAUUACCAGCACGCCAGCUUUUGAUAGAAUAAAAACAAGUCGAAAUGAGGACUUAAAAAAGAUCGUAGUCAUCAGCGGCGACAUUACGCGUGAAAAUCUUGGAUUACACGAAAAUGUUUUAAAGACAUUGGAGAAUGAGGUGUCAAUUGUAUUCCAUUUGGCAGCAACAGUUGCUUUCAGAUUACCACUAAAAGAUGCAAUGAGAAUCAAUGUAAAUGGAACGGAAAACGUCAUUGAAUUGUGUCGUCGCAUGAAAAAGUUACAGGCCUUUGUUCACGUUUCGACAGCAUUCACGAACUCAGAUCGAAAGGAAAUAAACGAAGUGGUGUAUCCAAUGCCAAUUAAUUUGGAAGAAGCGAGACAUGUUGCCGAUAGGUACUCACAUGACGACGUGAUCGUUUGUGCGUUUAUGGGUAAGUUACUAUUGGAAUUUCUAAUUGGAAUUUCAACUGAAUUUCUGAUUCGUAUUCUAACGGUAUUCCAUUCUUUAAAAUUAAUUCCAGGAAGGAAGCCCAAUACGUACACUUUCUCAAAAGCUUUUGCCGAACAACAAGUUCUGAAGCAGUGUGAAGACCUACCGGCUGCCAUCGUCAGACCGUCUAUAGUAAUGUCUUCCAUCAAGGAACCUUGCCCUGGUUGGAUAGACACGUGGAACGGCGCCACAGGGUUAUUCGUCGGUAUGCCAGCUGGUGUGUUACGAGUUGUACUGGGUAGAGGGAGCAAUGUCACAGAUUUAGUACCUGUUGAUAUUGUCACAAACCUCAUUGUCGUAGCCGCUACAGAGUGUCAGAAGUCAAAAGAAAUUAAAGUAUACAACUGCUGUACUGGACCAUCGAACCCUAUCACUUGUGGUGAAGCGAGCACCAUUAGCAGAAAAGUGGCUCUUAAAUACUCUUUAAACGAGCUGCCUUGGCCCUUUCUCAAGUUCACACCAAGCGUGUUUCUAUACACUUUAAUAACGUUCCUUCUACAAAUUGUACCGGCAUACCUGAUUGAUUUAUGGUGUAUAUUAACUGGAAAGAAAGCUACACAAAUAAAACUACAAAGGAGGUUAAAGAAAGUGGUUGAUGCUGUUAAAUUCUUCCUGCUAAAUGAAUGGAAGUUUUCUGACGACAAUAUUAGAAACCUCUUAAAUACAAUGUCGCCUGUGGACAAAGAAAUAUUUAAUUUCGACGUGAAAACUAUUAAUUGGGAGUCGUGCAUCGAAGAUUAUAUUUUAGGAGCGCGAAAAUAUUUAUUGAAAUCUGAAAAGUAA